AUGGACGAGGCCCCGCUGCUGGGCGCGAUGCCCGGCCCGGAGGAGGAGGUGGUGAGCGGCCUGUUCGGCGCCGACGGUCAGUUUGUGCCCGAGAACAUGGCGCUGAAGCCCCCGGCGGCCAUCAAACACGAGGAGGACGAGUUCCACGUGCUGAGGGACGCCUACCUGUGUGCGGCCGAGCCCCAGGGGCCGCUGCUGGGCGCCGACGGCCAGGCCAAGGUCAAGGUGGAGCUGCUGGUGGAGGAGCAGGCCGAGGAGCAGCUCCUCGCGGAGUACCCGGAGCUGCCCGAGCUGCACCCGCUGGAAGACGCCGCGCUGCCCGCAGCUCCCCAGGCGCACACCUACAACCUGCACUUCCUGUCCUCAGUGCUGGCCCCGCACCGCAGCCCGGCCGUGGUGCCCCUGGGUGCCUGGGCCAGGGAUGGCGCCGCCCACCCUGGCGUGCGCGUGAUUCCAGUGGAGAUAAAGGAGACAGGCGGUACUCCUGCCGGCGGCCACCCGGAGGAAGCACCCUUCCCGAGCCCUCUGCCCCAGGAGGCCUGCUGCAGGUUCCCGCCGUCCCAGGAGGCCGAGGAUGCCACCAGCGCGGCCCGCAGGAAGGACUCCAGCCCCAUGGUGAUCUGCCAGUUGAAAGGCGGGACGCAGGUGCUGUGCGUCGACAGCUGUGGCACGCGAGAGCUCAAGGCGCUUCCCCUGCUUCCUCAGUACCAGGAGCAAGGCAGCUACCUGCAGUCGGACGUUCCUAAAGCGAUGCCGGCUUCAGCAGGAAGAUUCUUGCCAGUACCGGCGAAAUUCAGUCUCAUUCCACAGCAGGUUGACAACGGAGCCCUGCCAGCGGUGGUCAGCGGGUCUGCCUUCUCCAGCUCCACUCUCCCAGGACCCCCCAAAGGCGUCAUGUCUGGGUACUGUGACUGCUUUGCCAGUGGGGACUUUUGCAACAACUGCAGUUGCAAUAAUUGUUGCAACAAUCUGCGCCAUGAGCUGGAGAGGUUUAAAGCCAUUAAGGCGUGUCUCAAUAGGAAUCCAGAAGCUUUGCAGCCCCAAAUCGGGAAAGGCAAGCUGGGAGACAUCAGGCCUUGCCAUAGCAAGGGCUGCCACUGCAAGUGGUCGGGCUGCCUCAAGAACUACUGCGAGUGCUACGAGGCCAAGGUCAUGUGCUCAUCUGUUUGUAAAUGCAUUGGCUGCAAAAACUACGAAGAGAGCCCCGAACGGAAGACACUCCUGGGUAUGCCACGUUGCGUGGAGGCUGGGGACGUGGAAGGCCACUGCUUGUCACCUGCCAAGUGUCCAGGCCCACCAGAAUGCAGAAAAGAGAGGCAGCCCGCAUCCUGCAUCUCGUGGGAGGUGGUGGAGGCCACAUGCGCCUGCCUGCUGGCCCAGGGCGAGGAGGCCGAGAAGGAGCAGCGCCCCCAGGGCUUGGCGGAGCAGCUCAUCCUGGAGGAGUUCGGGAGGUGCUUGUCGCAGAUCCUGCACAUCGAGUUCAAGUCCAAGGGGCUGAACGUGGAGUGA
Messenger RNA from Ochotona curzoniae (black-lipped pika), 1509 nucleotides. RefSeq names its product testis expressed metallothionein like protein (gene TESMIN). Bases 1 to 1509 code for a protein of 502 amino acids. Gene Ontology annotation, cellular component: nucleus. The transcript has 9 exons. Gene Ontology annotation, biological process: regulation of DNA-templated transcription. Lineage: Eukaryota; Metazoa; Chordata; Mammalia; Lagomorpha; Ochotonidae. The record is from RefSeq and is a predicted model, not a curated record.